AUGCCAAUUGACGGCCAUGCGUACCUCGUCAAGCAGGGAUGGUCGGGAAAGGGUUCAGGCCUCCGGCAUGGGGCAAUAGCACGGCCUGUCACCGUUGCGCAAAAGAAGACGCUCUCAGGUGUAGGCAAAGACCGCGAUGAGGCCUUUCCCUUCUGGGACCAUGUGUUUGAGGCCGCUGCUAUCAACAUCCAGGUAAAGCUGCACAAUGACGACUCCGACUCCGACAGCGCAGAUACCCCAGAACUAGUCGCUGAGCUGCAGCGCACAAAGACAGGCAUCAUCUCAAACCGUCGGCCCAAGACAGGCACCUCUGCUCUGUCGGGGACAGUCACGCCAAGCUCCGCCGCGAGCGGUAGCAGCACCCCGCGCCUCAGCGUGAUGGCCGCUGCGAAACAGGAGGCCGCACGACGAGUGCUCUAUGCCAGCUUCUUCCGCGGUCCUAUCAUUGGCUUCGACGACGACGUCGCGCUACAGGCAGAAACGCAAGUAGACACGGAAAUUAGAAGCAAGUAUGCCGAACCAUCUGCGGCAGCGGGGGAGACUAAGGAGAAGAAAGAGAAGAAGAAGCGAAAACGCGAGUCCUCUCCCGUACCGCUCGAAGCGGUGGGUACGGAAUCCAAAGAGGACAAGGCAGAGAGGAAACGACGGGAACGGGAACAGAAGCAGGCAGGGGCCAGCUGCGGGGCCGAUGCAGAGACUGUCACACCAGCGCGGGAUAGCGAGGCGCAGGAUGAGAAAACAGAGAAGAGGCGUCUGAAGGAGGAGAGGCGGAUCCAGAAAGCAGAACGGCGGGCGCGGAAAGCCGAAAGGCGUGCUCGGAAGGAGGAACACCGUAGGCUCAAGGAGCUCAAGAAGACACAGGAACAACAAUUCGAGGAGGACGCCCAACAAACGUCUCAAGAAAGGGCCGACAGAGGCAGCACGUCAUACGAAGCGCAAGAGGGAGAAAGCCUCGGAGGAUGA
Postia placenta MAD-698-R-SB12 is the source of this 963-nucleotide messenger RNA. RefSeq lists its product as hypothetical. The transcript has 4 exons. The record is from RefSeq and is a predicted model, not a curated record. Lineage: Eukaryota; Fungi; Basidiomycota; Agaricomycetes; Polyporales; Adustoporiaceae. Bases 1 to 963 code for a protein of 320 amino acids.